Podarcis muralis (Common wall lizard) is the source of this 3163-nucleotide messenger RNA. NCBI's taxonomy places the organism in Eukaryota, Metazoa, Chordata, Lepidosauria, Squamata, Lacertidae. The record is from RefSeq and is a predicted model, not a curated record.
CCGAUAGAUAAAGGUAACAAAAAUUUGUACGCGUUAAAAUUUCGGAAAAUUCUUGAAGAAGAUGAAAAAGAAGACGACAAUGACAGAUGUAAUCGAACAGGGUGGGGGGAAGCUGUCUGCAAUUCCACACACACACACACACACACACACACACACACGACACAUUGAAAUGUCACAAUAUGACAAAGUCCUUGUCCCUUUCGCUCUCUUGAGAAGGACGCUCCACACCCUCAGAUUUUAGCAGCGCUGAAAGCAGACACUCCUGUUUGCUUCUAACUCACAUUCCAAGCCCGCCGCUGAUCUCUUCCUCCUCGCAGACCGCCUCUUACCCCGGAGGGUUGGCUGAGCGUUGACGGACAAGGUAGCUUCUACCUGUUCAGGUGUACUCCCAGCCGCUCUCGGCUUCCUCUUCUUCCCCGGUUUGGCUCCCAAUCCCGGUGGCUUCUCCUGUUUUCCGAAGCGCUGUCCAAGGCCCAGGUCAGCCUCACCGUUCCGGAGCAAGGAUGCUUAGAUAAACUCCCCCUGCAGCGGUUUCUUUGUACGACGCUAGACUUCCAAAGGUGCAGUCCCAGCUGAGUUGCCUCCGUCCCUGAGAGACAUUCCUGUAGCCAGAGACCUUCCUGGAUCGAGAACGAGGAGUCGGAACCGCACAGAAGUGGGACUGCAAAGCCCUGUUCCUGAUGUGAAGGCUGCGCAACACCACUGGAACACCCAACCCAACAUCUGGAGAACAUCUUCUCACCUCCUAAGGGGAAGUCUUUGAGGUACCUGCUUUCGAAAACGGAAAUGUAUAUCCAUAGGCUUGUCUUCACCUCGUCUCCGAGCACAGACCCUGAAGACGAAAAACCGAGCAGCCCCCAGUCCAGUUCGCGAGUGGAGCUGAAGUUUGAAGAGGCAACAGGCGACGAGUAUUUUGACUUGGGCCACCACCGCGAGGAGAGGGCUGGGAAUGGGUGGGGAACAGCCGAGCCCCCCGAAAACGGGUCAAAGUCCAUCAAUGGGAGGAAGGACCUUUGGACUUCACCGCCGGACAGAGAGUCCAAGCUGGAGGUGGUCAAAUCCGGCUCGCUCUACGACAUCCGGGCCUACAAAGGCGAGACGAAGCCUUCGAGGCUUUACAACGGGGACGAAGAGGAGCUAAGGUACAGGAUCCGUCCCGAGGAGGCCUCGCCGGAGAAAGCCGAGGAGCUGGAGGAGGAACGGCGGGAGAUCAUCCGCAGCCAAGUGGUUAGGAAGAGCACCACCAUGGCCGAGAAGUGGAGCUCCACGGAGGAGCUGGAGGCCAUCAAUGCUGGCCGAGAAACCGCCCCGAGAACGAGGAGUUAUUCCACUGGCUUCGCGGUCUGUUUUGACAGCCCGUCUUCCCUCUGGGAGAGCAGCCCCGUCAACCCUCAAAACAUAGACACGGAGAAGAUCAAUUUUGCCAUGGCUCGGCAACAGUUCUUGGAAUUGGAGAAGGUCAACCCCAAGAUGCUUCUGGGGCCGAGGAAACCGGCGCCGAGCUCACGGACAACGCAAAACGUUCAGGGGAUGGAAGGGCAGAAGAUUCCUGAUGUCUACAGCCAGAGAAGAAUUGGUUGGUCUACUGAGCGGGCAGAUAGUCACGUUCUCCAAAGAACAGAGCCCACGUCUCCCAAGCAAGCCCCUAUUUGUCAAAACUCGACUGGAGGCGGCUGGGAUUACGGUCUGGCAGAAAUGCCCCAAAACUCAAGCGUCGUGGCGUCCGAUGGAAGAAGGGUCUACAUCAAAGAGGCGGCAGGAGAACCUCUGGAUUGGGAGACCGGUGGCCAAGGCCUUGCCGAAGGAGAUCUGGGGUCCUCGGACGAGACACCCAUCGAGCGGGAGAUCCGUCUGUCGAUGGAAAGGGAGGACGCCCACCGGAAAGAGAGAGGGAUCCACCGGGUCAACAGCCGGGACGAGCUGGUGGAAAUCCAAACCAAGCCUCUGUUGCUGUCGGACGACACGCCGCCGGUUUCCUCCCGGAAAGGAAAAGAGAAACACACCGUUUCCUUCUUCGUGCAGAGGGAGAUUGAGCAGGAAACCAGGCGCGAGGAGGACCUGCAGAAGGAAGGGAGGCUGCUGUCCGGGACGUACGACAAGGGGGUCCGACAGGAGUUAUCGGAACGCCGGAAAGUGUUCGAAAGGGACGAGGCGGCCCCCAUGACGGCAAGGAUGCCGGGGGAGUCAGAGGAGGCCCAGAACGGCGACCCCGGGAGAAGGAUGGCCGGCCAGGACGUGAAGUCGACCUCAGAGGCCUACCAGCCUUCUUUGGCCAGCGGAAGAAAGCAAAGGGGUGACUUGCACCCUUUCGACCGGAACGACACAGGCCAGCGGGUGGAUCCCUCUGGGUCUCGGGUACCGGAAGACUCGGGAGAGGAGCCUGCGGUUUUGCGGGAAGGACAUUUCGCCAUCCCGGUGAGGAAGCUCAAGUUCUCGUCUGCCGGUGACCGGGAACCCCCGACCUCCCGGGGGAAAGAGGGCAGGCUGGAGGGGUCCGCUCCCCGGGAGGAGCUGUACACCGUGAAGACGCGGAGACCCCGGAUGUCGGCCCUGAUUGACCAGGAGAUCCAGGACGCUUUGCAGAGGGAAGUGGAGCUUCAGGAGCAGCGCAGGAGAACUGGGACGGCGGGGGCACCCUCUCGGACGUCGUCGCAGAGCUCAGCUGCUUCAGGAAUUGCCGACAGCUACUGCGUAUCGGCCGCGGCUGCUCCCGAUUCCCCCGCAAGCUCGUCCCCCUCGCCGUCGGUGCGGCAAGCCUACGCGGGGAAACCAUCCUCGGAACCGGACUGGAGAGCGCAGCGUCCAUCGGCGGAAGAGGAGAAGACGAAGAGGCACAGGGAGGGAGGAACGUAUGCUGGCAUCGAUCUGCACGACGAAAUCGACUCCGAGGUUGUGAAAUCCACCAAAGUCGUCUGCCAGAGGGGACUCCUAGCUCAGCUUUGGGAGACGGGCCAGAUCCGCGGGGCCGUCGACGACAGCGACUGAACCUUGGAGAGGAACUAGAUUUCCCAAAGCCGGCAUCGGCACCCGCUGCGGGGCUUUUCUUUGGUUUUUAUUUCUCUGGUCCCCCAAGUGUUUUCCCGUUCGAUCUCUUGCCGGGUUUGGCUGUCGGUUGGAUCCUGCCGACCCAUCUAUGUCCGAUUAAAAUUUUGCGUCGUUUUGA